GCCCGGCAGGGCCAUGACCCCCGCUGCGCUCUUUUACAGGCUCGUCGCCGCGGCCGCCCGCGCGGGUCUCCCGAUCCCGGGCCGCGGCUCCGCAGUGAGCCCUCAAGGAAGCGGCUUGCAGGGGUGCCGACAUGGGGCUUAAGCUGUCCUGCCUGAAAGGUUUUAAAAUGUGUGUCAGCAGCAGCAGCAGCCAUGAUGAGGCUCCCGUCCUGAACGACAAGCACCUGGACGUGCCCAACAUCAUCAUCACUCCCCCAACCCCCACAGGCAUGACGCUACCGAGAGACUCACGGAGGACAGUCUGGGUUGAUGAGACGGGGAUGAGCCCGGAUGACGGAGAAAUGGACCCCGAAGCUUGAGGAUGGGACAGAUGAUGGGGAUUUCUCCACACGUGCUCCUGGGCCCUCUAGUCGCCUCCGCUCCAGAUGUCCCUGUGGGGACACGGCUGCCUGGGACAGCUGUGCUGAGUACACACACGUGCACACGUGCUGGAUGCGGAGACGGCACUUCCGGGCCGAGGAGAGCAGCACUGGAGGUGUGGGGAGAUGAGCGAGGGAUCCCCCCUACCUGCUUCCAGAUCAGCGCUUCCGAGGCCCCGCUGAGUGGGAAAGAUCUCUAAUGCCUACGUUCCUGCUGACUCUGGUGUGGGAAGAGGGGAAGAUCCUUCCCUCCAGGCCUGGAGAUGGCGGGCAGAGUACAGGCCGAGGCUCUCCUCUGGAAUCACACCCCCAGCACCUUGUUUUCCCACAGCGUCAACACAAACUAGAACUUCUCGCAAGAGGAGCGGCUCAGUUUUUUACAAGUUGUUUUACAGAUAUUGAAACAGUCCAAAAGGGAUUUCUAAUUUCUUUUUUGCAUAUAAAUAAAGAUCCUCUGUAAUGAA
Messenger RNA from Loxodonta africana (African savanna elephant), 883 nucleotides. RefSeq names its product chromosome 21 C16orf74 homolog (gene CLMB). The record is from RefSeq and is a predicted model, not a curated record. The transcript has 4 exons. NCBI's taxonomy places the organism in Eukaryota, Metazoa, Chordata, Mammalia, Proboscidea, Elephantidae. The coding region runs from base 132 to 359 and encodes 75 amino acids.